AUCAGACGAUAUGAAUUAUAUUCGCCAGUAGAAUCUUGAAUUUGACGGUUUAUAUGAUACUUUCCAUUUUUGAAAAUAUCAUACAAUCUCCAUACCAGUCACUGCAUCCUCUAGCGAUACUUUGAAGCUCAGUUGAGUACUGUCAUCCACUCUCCCCCUCUCUUUCUACAUCGACAGAGCUUUUGACAAUGGAGAGAAGAGUCAUCAUCAUCGGAGCCGGAAUAAGUGGCCUUCUGGCCUGCAAGUACACCAUCCAAAAGGGCUUCAACCCCGUUGUCUUUGAGGCCAAGUCCACCAUUGGAGACGUUUGGUUGAAGCACAUUAUCCAGUCCUCGGAGCUCCACAACCCCGGGAAGGACUUGCAGUUCUCGGACUUUGACUGGCCGUCCCCUACUGGGGGCGGGGACAGGUUCCCAGCCCACACUGACGUCUUUGAAUACAUUAAGGCCUAUGCCAGGAAAUUCGGGCUGUUGCCACACAUCCAACUGAACUGCCAGGUCACUGGUAUCCGGUAUGUUGGGGAGACUGAGCAGGAAAUGGAAAUGGGGGACAGAUGGGGCGGCACGGGGACUGCGUUCGGGUCGGCUGGUAAGUGGCAUGUGUCUGUCCACAAGAAGGAGACCGAUUCCAUAGAGGUGCACCAAGCUGAAUUUGUGAUCCUCUGUAUCGGAUGUUUCAUCGGUCUCCCAAACAUUCCGAAGCUACCUCCAGACCAGUCCAUUGAGCGGUUCUGCGGGAAAGUGUUGGAUUCCAGGGUAUACUCUGCUCUGGAUGAUUUGGGGGCUGCAGAACUCAUCAAAAGAAAGCGAAUCACCGUCAUUGGUUCGGGGAAAUCUGCAGUGGAUAUUGCAGCUGAAUGUGCAGACACAAAUGGGGCCGAGUAUCCUUGUACGAUAAUCCAACUGACGCCCCAUUGGGUGCUUCCCUGUGUUUCCCUGCGGGGUGCACAUAUCGGCUACUUAUACAGCAAGCGGUUUGCAGAACUAUCAACACACCAGCCUGGUGAAUCUUCGCUGCACAGACUUCUUGCCACCGUAUUCUCGCCCCUUAGAUGGGGUAUUUCAAAAUUCGUUGAGUGCUAUCUGCAGUGGAAACUUCCACUCAGGAAGUACGGGAUGAUACCGAACCAGAGUUUCCUUCAAGAUGUAUCCUCCGGUUCUAUCUUUAGGCUACCUAAGAACUUUUACGAUAAGGUAAAAAAGGGAAGCAUCAUCUUGAAGAGAUCAAGAGGUUUUGGAUUCGUUGAAGAGGGAGUCAUCCUCAAAGGAGAAGACCGGCCUAUAAGAACCGAUCUGGUGAUUCUUGCCACAGGUUACAAAGGCGACCAGAAGCUUGCUAACAUGUUUGAAUCUCCAAUCUUCCGGAAAUACGUCACCCACUCGUCUACUUCAAUAAUUCCUCUGUACAGGCAGACAAUCCAUCCCCGAAUUCCACGCCUCGCAGUAAUUGGGCAAGCUGAGAGCAUGUCAAACUUGCCCCUGUUUGAGAUACGGUGCCAGUGGCUUGCGCAGUUCCUUGACGGAAAGUUUGAGUUGCCUAGUAUUAAGGAAAUGGAGAAGGAUGUGAAAGCGUGGGAAGGCCAUGUGGAGCGAUAUGGGGGGAGGAAGUUUUGGAUGUCAUGUAGUGGGGAAAUAGCCACUGAGAAGAACCCGACUCCAGAUACUGAAAUAUUCUCGUGUCCAAUCUGCUACAAUCCACUCAUGAGAAAAGGCCCGCCGGGUCUAAACUUGAGAGCUAUACAUUGGUCGGGGUUUGAGUGUGAGAAAUGCAAUAAGACAUAUUCCAGCAAAGACAACUAUCUUGAUCUCACUCUAGUUGCGGGCUUGAAGGAGUACAAUGAAAUCAAACCAGCCGGGACCGAACUGUUCAGGAUCCCACUUGUUUCAUUUUUAUACGAAAGAGGUUGGCGACAGAACUUCAAACGAAGUGGCUUCCCAGGUCCAGAUGAAGAAUUUGAAAUGGCUCAAAGGUACUUUAAACCUGCAGAAGGCGGACUUCUAGUUGAUGUUAGCUGCGGGAGUGGUCUGUUCUCGAGGAGAUUUGCCAAAUCGGAGACUUACUCGGGAGUUAUCGCCCUUGAUUUCUCGGAGAACAUGCUCCGUCAGUGCUAUGAUUUCAUUAAAAGCGACAGCUCCCUAAUGGAAGCGAACCUUGCUCUUGUGAGAGCUGAUGUCGCGAGGCUUCCCUUUGCUUCAGGCUCAGUAGAUGCUGUACAUGCUGGUGCAGCUCUGCACUGCUGGUCAUCGCCUUCCAAUGCCAUUGCAGAGAUCACCCGUGUUCUUCGUAGCGGGGGAGUUUUUGUUGGGACCAGCUUUCUUCGGUACAAUCCAGCUACUCCGAGGAUUCUAAGGCUCUUGAGACAUGUUCUUCCGACAAACUACAUCUUCCUGACGGCAGAGGAGAUCAAGGAUGUGUGUAUGUUGUGUGGCCUCACCAACUACGCGAGUGAAAUUCGGCAAUCCUUCAUCAUGUUCUCCGUUCAGAAGCCCUGAGACAUUGGUCACCUUUUUGAACCAAUACUUUGUUCUUAUCUCUAUCGAUUGUUAACGGCACUCUGCUUAUGUACAUUGAUGAAUAUACAACACAUGAAGACCAUAGGACAAUGAGAGAUGGGCAUAUCUAGCUUAGGUUUCUUCUGCUAAUGACAUCCUUCUUGCUGC
Messenger RNA from Punica granatum (pomegranate), 2660 nucleotides. Lineage: Eukaryota; Viridiplantae; Streptophyta; Magnoliopsida; Myrtales; Lythraceae. The record is from RefSeq and is a predicted model, not a curated record.